GGAGCGACGGCACCACAGCAUGACUGAGAGAGGAGGGGAGAGAGAGAGAGAUACUGUCCUCUCCGCCGACACUUCAUCCAUUAAGGCGUGAUUUAACACGGGACUGUUUAGUCUAUAGUUCUAACGAUGCCCGUCAGUGUCGGGCUGUGAGGAGGACUUGUCUCACGGUUAGCUUUUUACUUCGGCUACAUGGCCAGCUAGCACAAUAAAGCUAACUACCGUUAGCUUCUGGCUUCAUCUCACCCGGACCCGGCGAAGUGAAUAGCCGAGGAGGGGAAUGGCAAGAGUUUGUUCGAAUAGCCCUUUCAGAAGAAACAACGAAUAACCAGACUAAACCAGCCCAUAUAUUUGUACUGCUUUGAAUCACCGGUCGUUGGUGUUACUGUAAUCCCCACCAUGGUGCAGAAGUACCAGUCACCCGUGCGGGUGUACAAGCAUCCCUUUGAGCUGGUGAUGGCGGCCUAUGAGCGCCGGUUCCCCACCUGUCACCUUAUCCCCAUGUUUGUGGCGAGUGACGUGGUGGAGGAGGAGACCAAUGAGGACGGUUCCAACACCAGGGUUGAGCGCCGCUGUGCUCUGGAUGUUGACGCUCCACGCCUGCUUAAAAGGAUUGCGGGUGUGGAAUACGUCUACUUCAUCCAGAAUAACACGCUGAACCGAAAGGAGAGGACACUUCACAUCGAGUCCCAUAAUGAGACCUUCUCCAACAGGGUCAUCAUCCAUGAGACCUGUUGCUAUUCGGUUCACCCGGAGAAUGACGCCUGGACGUGUUUCGAGCAGACCGCCAGCCUGGACAUCAAGUCCUUCUUUGGCUUUGAGAGCACUGUGGAAAAGAUUGCGAUGAAGCAGUACGCCAGCAGUAUUAAAAAGGGAAAAGAAAUCAUAGAGUUUUACCUGAAGGAGCUACAAGAUGACGGGAUCAGCCAUGUGCCGCGCUGGACUCCCUCCUCUCUUCCCCUUCCUCUCCCCAGACCGACCAGCCUCUUCAGCAGCUCACCUAUCCUCCCCAAACUCACGGUCACGCCCCCCGUUUCUAUCCCGUUGCCCAUCAACGCCAAGGACAGCACCGCCCAGGAAGCCAAUCGGGACAGCAGCACACUUCCGGCAGACAUCCUGACAGAGAUCCUGACUGGUACACCUGAAGAUAAGUUGGAUGCGGACUAUAUAAAACGUUACCUAGGCGACCUGACCCCCCUGCAGGAGAGCUGUCUGAUCAGACUUCGCAAAUGGCUGCAGGAGACGCACAAGGGGAAGAUCCCCAAGGACGAGCACAUACUGCGUUUCUUGCGUGCCAGGGACUUCAACAUGGACAAGGCGCGAGAGAUCCUUUGCCAGUCGCUGACCUGGAGGAAGCAGCACCAGGUGGACUACCUGCUGGAGACCUGGAGCUCACCACAGGUCCUCCAGGACUACUACACCGGGGGCUGGCACCACCAUGACAGAGAUGGUCGUCCUUUGUACGUCCUGAGGUUGGGUCAGAUGGACACCAAAGGACUGGUCCGCGCUCUCGGAGAGGAGUCUCUGCUCAGACAUGUGCUGUCUAUCAAUGAGGAGGGCCUGAGACGCUGUGAGGAGAACACCAAGGUGUUUGGUCGACCCAUCAGCUGUUGGACGUGUCUGGUAGAUCUGGAGGGGCUGAACAUGCGUCACCUGUGGCGGCCGGGAGUAAAGGCGCUGCUGAGGAUCAUUGAGGUUGUGGAGGCCAACUACCCAGAGACUCUGGGACGGCUGCUUAUCCUGAGAGCGCCCAGGGUUUUCCCUGUCCUCUGGACCCUGGUGAGUCCAUUCAUUGAUGAAAACACCCGCAAGAAGUUCCUCAUCUUCGCAGGCAAUGACUACCAGGGUCCUGGAGGGCUGGUGGAUUACAUAGACAAGGAGAUCAUCCCUGACUUCCUGGCAGGGGAGUGUAUGUGUGAAAUACCAGAGGGAGGCCUGGUUCCCAAGUCCAUGUACCGCACAACUGAGGAGCUGGAGAACGAAGAUGUCCGCCUGUGGACCGAGACAAUUUACCACAGCGCCAGCAUCUUCAAGGGAGCGCCACACGAGCUUCUGAUCGAGAUCAUCGAUGCCUCCUCAGUCAUCACCUGGGACUUUGACAUGUGCAAAGGCGACGUAGUUUUCAAUAUCUAUCACUCCAAGCGGGCCCCCCAGCCUCCGCGUAAAGACCCCCCGGCAGCCCACGGCAUCACCUCCCCAGUAGGCAACAAUGUCCAGCUUAUCGACAAGUCGUGGACGCUGGGGCAGGAUUACAGCAUGGUGGAGUCCCCGCUCACCUGCAAGGAGGGCGAGAGUGUGCAGGGCUCCCAUAUUACACGUUGGCCAGGUUUCUACAUCCUCCAGUGGAAGUUCCACAACAUGCCGGCCUGCUUGGCCACCAACCUGCCCCGAGUGGAAGACGUGCUGGCCACCCUGCAGGUCUCCUCGCACAAGUGCAAAGUCAUGUACUACACUGAGGUGUUGGGCUCUGAGGACUUCAGAAUGGCUUGCUGCGAUGUGCAGAGUUUGGGCUCCAUGACUAGCCUGGAGUCGAGCCACAGCGGCUUCUCUCAGCUCAGCGCCGCCACCACCUCCUCCAGCCAAUCACAGUCCAGCUCGAUGAUCUCCAGGUAGAAAGACUGAGGACUUCAUUCCCCACAAUCCCCCUCUCCACUGCCCUUAACGUCAACACCAAAGCCAACCCUCGUCGUCUUUGGACUCUGUUCCCAUUGCACAGCCAGUCUCUAUGGAACUGCAGCAUGUUUGCACAAACAGAAGACAAAGAAUUAAAAAAAUGAAUUAAAACAAAUCAGAGACAAAAAAAGAAAAUAAGGGCUUAUUUUUGCACAAAGUUGAUAUAUUUUUUGUGCCUGGCAUCUCUGCCGGGCACAGUUUGAAUCUAAACAUUAGCAGAAUGUUUGUGUGGAUAUAUUAAAGGUCGGGAGAUGAAUGGCGGUGCCUUCGUGGCACCAGAAGCUGAAAGAAGCAAUACUUUCAUCCUGCGAGCGGCGGAGUUCGGAUGAAGACACUGGAGGCGCUGUUGCAUAUAUGCAUUCACAUCUACAUCCACAUAUACAGGACUGAGGCGACGCAUACCUCAUUCAUGUGCGCUCUCUGAAAAACUGUAUGUGCUGUUACAUACACACACACAAACACACAAACACACACAUGGACGUUUGAUGACAUGCAAAAAAAUUGACAGUGUUUGCCAUAUUACCAGAGCGGUUUAUUGAAUCUGGUGAAUUGUUCAUAGGUCAAGUGUGGGUGGGCGGGGGGGGGGGGGGGGGGGGGACUCUGAACGGGACCUGGGUCAAAGAUCACCUGCAAAUAAUGUUGGUAUUCAAUCGUCAUGGAGUUACGGAGUGGGUGGAGCUUACUGAAUCGCGACAAUGCAGGUGGUGUCCGCGAAGUUGCCAGGUGACGGGAAAAUAACAUUCACAAGUUUUCCCGAGGCCGUGUGACCUGUCAUUCAUUUCGUUGUCUCAUUUGGCAAACCCCACCCGCCCGUCUCACGAGGGCUUUAUCACACCUUGAAAAGCAUUUGAAUAUUUGACCCGGGUCUGACUCUUAGCGAAGUAAAUCCGCUAGAAGCAAUAACACAAGUUUGACUUUCUACUGUGUGAAAUAUUUCUAUUUAUCAUUGAGAUGUGUGUGUGGACGAUCAUGGGUGCUGAUUGCAGAUGAGCUUUUUUGUUGUAAGUUGCGUGCAGGCAGACGGACGGGCAAACUGAGCCAGUAAACGACAAACUUCUUGUCUCCGUCACCAUUCUGUCAGGAGAGGAACAAAAAUAAUUCGCCAGAUUUACUCCUGGACACCUUUUUGUACUUUCCUCAUUAGGACCACAGUUGGUUUGCUUUCUGUCCAGCGUCUGCAUGAUUGAGGAACUCGGGGCAAAAUCAAGUCGUGGAGGCGACGCUGAUUAGUGAAUGUGCUAUGUGAUAGUCGAGCGCUUGCCAACCAGUGAAACGCCUGAAUUUGAAAGGGUUGUAAUGCAAUUGGGCAGAGCCUCCAUCAUUCUCAACUUAUUUUUCCGAGUGAUGUAGAUUUCAGGGUGCAUUAGGAAUGAAUGUUACUGUGUGAUUAUCAUUUGACGUCACGCCGGCAGACAACGUAUGGAUACUGCACAUGUUGGUGGGAGUUUGUUACUGUCUUUGAAGGUGAUGGGGUGAAGCAGUGUGCUGUGUUACUGCAUGCUCGCGUGUUGAUUGGGUUUACAGAUCUAUAUUAUUUAAAAAUGAAGACAUAGCCAUUUUAAGAGUCAUGUGUCAAUAAAUACCAUGUUAGCCUUUGUAAGCAUCACUUAGAAACAUACCUGCUUUUUUCAAGGUCACCACUGUAAUAGAUUGUGAACUGAAUGAACAUUUAUAAAUUCAACAGGUUUUAAUAUUUGGUUGAUUAGCAUUGGGGACUUCACGUAGAUGGAACUCCCUGUAGAGGGCGGAGAUGAUCGCCAUUGCCAAGAGUCAUUCUCUCGUGCUGUUGCCAUCGUUACCGAGUGCAGCUGACAGCAAAGGAAACACAAGAUAAGACGGACGGACGCUUCCUCCUGAAGUUACGGGCCCUGGCUGCUGUUGUCUUUGAUACAUGAAACUGCUUGUUUUUUAAAAAACUAUUAACAAAAGGUCAAGGGUUAACUUGUAUAUGUCAUUGAACUGCAAUAACAUGAAAUGCUUUACUGAGAAAAAGGACCUCCUCAGAUUGUUGGGCUAUUAAAAGUGUGUGUGAUGGUGUAAAAGAAUGACUGUUAGAAACGGUGGGGAUAAAAGAUAUGCCUGUAAAAUGCUCCCGCUGCCCCUCACGGCAGCAGUGUUUCUCUACGUCUCCCAUUCUGAAGCAUGUCUAGAAUCCCACGACUAACUCUCACCUGGUUUCUCCUUCAGGAGGCGUCAAUGGUUCGACGGAGGACGGAGGAUCAGUUUCAGAUAAAACUGCUCUUCUGGUUCCCGUUGUCUCUUUCUCUCUAUAAACUCUUCAUGUCAUGUGUACACUCCAGUUUUGCUGUUUUGCUUUCAAACACUUUUCUUUGUGUAUAACUUAGAAAGCAGAGUGGAUCUUGAUUGAAAUCAGAGGUUUUGGUUUAAUUUCCGUUUCAAUUCAGUGUUCCACAUACCAGAAGACUCCUGCUUCUCUGACUGAAGCUCUUACAUCGUGUGCACUUUUCAUCAAGAUCUCAUUGGUAGAUGAGGGCUAUAACUGUUUAUCUGUCUCUGCUUCCUUCUCCGACAUCGUCACAUAUCGUCUCUUUACCUUGAUGUGAGGAAUUAUGUUCAAAGUACAUGUUUGGAUUAAUGAGAAUAUGGCGCCUUUACAUUUUUUGAAAACAUUAAACUUGAAUUAUGAGAAACUA
Molecule: messenger RNA, 5324 nt
Organism: Cottoperca gobio
Lineage: Eukaryota; Metazoa; Chordata; Actinopteri; Perciformes; Bovichtidae
Product: SEC14-like protein 1
Exons: 17
Coding region: 397-2610 (737 amino acids)
Biological process (GO): negative regulation of RIG-I signaling pathway
Cellular component (GO): cytoplasm; cytosol
Molecular function (GO): RIG-I binding
Source: RefSeq, a predicted model, not a curated record